GCCAACCGCUUCAAAUUUCUUGCGGCAAGAAGGACAGGGGAGCGCACUGCUGUGUGUGAGAGAGUGAGUGUGUGGGGCAGUUUGAAAGCAGAGGGUGAAGGAUCUGUACCGACCUGAGACGGACUGAAAAGAGUGCAAAGAACUUAAGCUACGCGAAAGAAAGCCGCUAAGUAAAGAGGCAACUAUGGAGAGAACAGUGUUGGGACAGCUAGCGGUUUGCUGCACCUUGCUAGCCCUGCAACUGUGUUUGGCUUCAGUCACAGUAAAGGUGACCCCAAAGGUGGAGGUGAUCAAAGGAGAGAAUGUCAAGCUGCCCUGCAGCUACACCAUCUCUGAACCCACCAGCCAGAUAGUGGUCCUGUGGCACAUAGAGACUUCAAGUGGAAGGAAGCAAAUAGCUUACAAGACUAACAAAGAUUCUGGCGUUGAUGCUGGCACACCAUUAACAGACCGCCUAACCAUAGGAGAUGACUUUUCGCUCACAAUCUCCCCAGUCAUGGUGGAAGAUGAGAGGAGCUUUUUCUGCCAAGUGAGCGGGGGACCUCUGGGGGUCUCUGAGGCUGAGACUCAGGUCAAGGUUUUCUAUGCUCCAGAGAAGCCAGUGAUAACCGGAAAUAAUCAGGCCAUCACAGUCAGUCAUGACACUACCACUUCCUCUGAGGUGGGUAAGUGCACCAGUAGGAACGCUCACCCUCAGCCUCGUAUUAUCUGGUUUAAGGACAACACCCCUCUACCUGAAGUAAAGGACCAAAAUGAAAAAACAUACAUGAUACUUGGUGUAGUGAAGGAAGCCUCAGGCCUGUACACCGUGACGAGCUCUCUGUUCAUGCAGCCAGUAAAAGCAGAUGCUGAAUCUGAAUUCCACUGCACAGUGGAGUACAGCAUGCCGAACAACCUGAUCAAACAGGAUAGCUCUGAUAAGUUCAAACUCUCAUUGCUCUAUUCAACAGAGAAUGUGUUCUUCAAACUAUUGAAUCAGGGGCCAAUCAAAGAGGGGGAUGAGGUAAAGAUGGAGUGCAAAACCGAUGGAAACCCUCAGCCUAAAUUUGAUUUUUAUAAAGAGGAAAAAGUGCUAAAAGGUUCGGAAGGCAAUUUAACAUUGAACGUGACUCGGGAGGAUGCUGGAACCUAUAAGUGUGAAGCUCAGGACUUUGAUGCUCUACCAGAGGUUGAACUUAUAAGGACACUCAGCUUCAAAGUGCAUUAUCUUGACCCUGUGGUAGUUGCUCCAGAAGGUCCUCUGCUAGCUUCUCAGGGAGAUGUUGUGGAGCUUCAGUGUAAGACCAAGUCUUCAGAUGAAUACACCCUGCAGUGGAAAAAGAACUCUAAGGUGCUGUCACAGACGGGUGUGUUGACUUUGCAGUCAGUGUCUUUGGCUGAUGCUGGUGUGUAUGUAUGUGUCGGAGCUGUACCGUCUGUGCCAGGACUCCAAAAACAAGCGAGUGUCAAUCUUACUGUCUCAGGUAAACCUGAGAUUGAUGAUCCAGUGAAUGGUUUGGUUGCUAAGGAGGGAGGAAUGGUAACUCUCAACUGCUCUGCUCUCGGUUAUCCUGCUCCACAGUUCACCUGGACACCCUCUGGCAAAGUGUCAGUGACGGUAGUGGGGAAUAAGGUGAUCAGCACAGUCACUCUUGCGACCACGGCUGCUGUUUUGAAGGAUGGUGUCACGUGUGAAGCAUCUAACAAGCAUGGAAUUGACAGCAAGAAGUUCAAAGUGUCCUUGAAAUCAGAUCCAGCGACAGACGCAGUAGACAAUACUGCUAACCGAGGAAACCCUGUGUUUAAAACAGCGGAAAAACAGCAGGGAGGUUCAAGCGCAGUUGUGAUCGCCGUAGUGGUGUGUGUUCUACUGCUCCUUGUGUUGGUGGCUCUACUAUUUUUCCUCAAUAAGAAGGGCAAGCUGAACUGCGAGAAGAAGGACAAAAAGGAUGUGGCAUCUGGGGAGGUGAAAGGUGAUAUUGUGGUGGAGAUGACGACCAAUGACAAGGGCAACGAGGAUUCUAAUCUGCUAAAAAAACCUCCUACAGAAUAGUUUGCAGACCCUGGUAGUGCCUGGUUACUGCUCUGGUCAGCUUCUGCUUUCUCUUCACUACACCAAAUGUCCUCUCUCCUGAAUAUUUUUUACCAAACGUAAGGAACAGUGUAUAAUUAGCAAUUAAAGUCAACUUUUUUUUCAGAUUGCUUUACAAUAGAUCACAACAGUCUUGUUCCAGAAGUAAAAAACUCAUUCACUUUUUACCCUUUUUAGCAACAACUUUAGAAUCCUUUAGAAACCACUAUGAAUGACGCAACCGAGUCGAUCUCUCUACAAUUUCAAACUGCUUGUAUAUUUGAAAAUAUUCAGAUGUUUAGUUUCUAUACUUAUAACCAACCAAUUAAAAUCAUUAGUAUUAUAUUUUUCUAUCAUUGUUAAUCUGAUUACGUCAUUUGCAAUGCUUCAUGUGAUUGUAGUUCAUUCUCUCUUGAAAAAUAAGCUUUUAUUUAAGAAGUGUUUCUGUGUUGUUUUGACAGUAGCUUCUCACUUCCGGAAAAGCAGGUCACUACGUGACCCAAUGUGAUUAAAGACAGACCUACCAUGAGCUUCGAGGCUGUUCAUCGAUGAUACAGUAUGUGCUUCUGCUGAAGCCAUCAGUAUUCUUUAUUUCAACUUCAUUUAAAAAAAUCAUGUUUAAUAGUGGAAUUCUUGGUGUAGAACUACACUACCCAUGAUCCAGCAGAGAAAGAUCCACCAAUCAGAGAAUCGUGGCCAACAAAGCACACCAAAAGAGUUCUACAGCAACCGUGCACUUCCAUGAUUCCACUAUGAAUGAUGCAAUUAAGUCAGUCUCCCUACAAUAUCAAACUACUUGUAUAUUUCCAAUAUCUGAAUAUUUUGCAAUAAAAUUUAAAUAUAUUGUUUCUAUACUUAUAAUCAACCAAUUAAAAUCUUUAGUAUUAUAUUUUUCUACCGUUGUUAAUUUGAUUACAUCAUUUGCAAUGCUUCAUGUGAUUGUAGUUCAUUCUCUCAUGAAAAAUAAGCCUUUAUUUUGAAGUGAUUCUGUGUUGUUUUGAUGGUAGCUUCUCACUUCUGGAAAAGCAGGUCACUAUGUGACCCAAUGUGAUUGUUAAACCGUAAAAGGCUGCUUUUUAAUUAAACAGAUAUGCAGUCUGUAUGUGCCUCCCGCUACAAAGAGAAUUAGCACUCUGCUCACUGUCGUCUGUGACAAACAGUGCGUGCGUUGUAGUUUUUGCAGUUUAAUAAUCACACUAGAACAUGACGUGAUUUUAAUUUGUGUGCUGAAGGUUUACCUAAUGACAUUCGUACGUCAGGUGGUAUCAGUUUUUGGUAUUGGAGCAUUUUUACACAAGCACGAGUACUAGUACUUGAGCGCAGUAUCGGACUCGAUUUCGAUACCAGUAUCAUUAUCGGGACAUCCAUAAAGACUUUAUUUAAAAAAUGAAUGAUGUACUGGUAAAUGUAGCUCACUUAAUUAUGUUAAACUUUACUUGUUUAAAUUAGGAAAAACUAACAUAGAAUCGACUGGUCCUUUUUAUUUAGAGACUGGCAAAUUGUUGAUUCAAAUCCCAAAAAUACUGAGUGCCUUUUUACCAGGUGACCAAGAUUUAGACUUUUUUUUGUUUUUUGUUUUUUUAUUAAAUCAUUCCAU
Molecule: messenger RNA, 3647 nt
Organism: Myxocyprinus asiaticus (Chinese sucker)
Lineage: Eukaryota; Metazoa; Chordata; Actinopteri; Cypriniformes; Catostomidae
Product: basal cell adhesion molecule-like
Exons: 17
Coding region: 185-2032 (615 amino acids)
Cellular component (GO): plasma membrane
Source: RefSeq, a predicted model, not a curated record